Molecule: messenger RNA, 1481 nt
Organism: Cicer arietinum (chickpea)
Lineage: Eukaryota; Viridiplantae; Streptophyta; Magnoliopsida; Fabales; Fabaceae
Product: probable WRKY transcription factor 31
Biological process (GO): regulation of DNA-templated transcription
Molecular function (GO): sequence-specific DNA binding; DNA-binding transcription factor activity
Source: RefSeq, a predicted model, not a curated record
GACAACAGACCCAUCAUCAAUGAACUAGACUUUUUUCCUCACAACAACAAUAACCAUCACUCUGCCUCUACCUCUGCACCUCCCUCAUUUAAUAACAUUCGCCAUUACACCAAUCCUCCUCUCUUGGGAUUAAGAGUAAACACUGGUUUAAAUCUUCUUACCACCAAUACAAGCAAUCAUGAUCAAUUCAUGGUGGAUGAUGACAUAUCAACUGAUUCAAAAGACGAAAGAGUUAAGCUUGAGUUUGGUGUUCUUCAAGCUGAGCUAGAAAAAUUGAAAGAGGAAAAUUACAAACUUAGGAACAUGCUUGAUGAGGUUAAGAGGAAUUACGACACACUUCAAAUGCAUUUUGCGAGUUUGAUGCAAGUGAGGAAAGUUGAGGAUUGUAAUCAAGAGCAAGAUCAAGUGUUUGAAAAGAAACAAAAUGAGAAUGUUGAAGUGUUGGUUCCAAGACAGUUUAUGGAUCUUGAAUUGGCUACUACUAAUUGUGAUGAUGAAACUUCACUUUCUCCCUGUGUUGGAAGAAGUCAAAUUGAGUCAAAGUCAAUUGCAAACAACAUUGAGGAAGGUUCCAAAGAAUUUGAUCAUGACAAGAAUGAAUCUCAUAGUGGAAUUGAAAGAAUGGAUAGUCCUCCAAAAGAACAAGUUUUAGCUGCUAUUAAUAACAAUAAUGUUCCAAGGUUUAGUCCUACAACAAAUGUUGAACAAGCUGAGGCUACCAUGAGGAAAACUCGAGUUUCUGUUAGAACUCGAUCCGAGGCUGCUCAGAUUAGUGACGGGUGUCAAUGGAGAAAGUAUGGACAAAAAUUGGCCAAAGGAAACCCGUGUCCUCGAGCUUAUUAUCGAUGCACUAUGGCUAUCGGUUGUCCAGUAAGAAAACAGGUACAAAGGUGUGCUGAAGACAGAACAAUACUAGUGACAACAUAUGAAGGAAACCACACUCACCCUUUACCACCAGCAGCAAUGGCAAUGUCAAAUACAACAUCAGCAGCAGCAACAAUGUUACUUUCAGGAUCAAUGUCAAGUGCUGAAGGCCUAAUGAAUGCAAAUUUCCUAGCAAGGACAAUGCUUCCUUGUUCUUCAAGCAUGGCAACAAUUUCAGCAUCAGCUCCAUUUCCAACUGUUACAUUGGACUUAACUCAACCACCAAAUCCCUCAAACCAGUUCCAAUUUCCUUUCCUUCAAAAUUUUCCAAAUUCAACAACUUCAUUACUGCCUCAGAUAACAGCUGAUCCUAACUUCACUGCAGCUUUGGCAGCUGCUAUUACUUCCAUUAUUGGAGCUUCACUGCCAAACAUUAAUAAUAAUAAUGUUAGCAUAACUGCCAAUAAUAACAGUAAUGAAAAUGCUACAUCAAGUAACAAUAGCAAUGGAAACAAUAACAUGAACAAUCCAAAUUCCUCAGGGAAAACUAGCUAGCUCAUAGUUAGAUAUUAUUCUUUCAUUUUUUUUCUUUGUUAAAUAUGUUUUUAGUUCCUAUA